CUCAAACUGUUCAUGCGGACAGUUGGAAAGAAGCUAUCGACGUGUUCGGACGUGUUUUUUUGCAUCGCUUAUCUAACUAAUCUCUACGCACACACACCACAGAAAAUCCAAGAUGCCUUUUGAUACGGAAAGGUUCAUUACGGAAAUACAAAAUAGACCAUGCAUAUGGAACUUGUCGAGUGAAGAAUACAGCAACAGAGUAUUAAAGCAGAGCGGUUGGAAUGAAAUCGCUGUUAUUCUAUACGAUGAUUGGCAAAACUUAGAAGAAAGCACUAAAGUAAAAAAAAUAAAAGACCUACAAAAAAAAUGGAAGGGGUUGCGCGACUAUUACACCAGAGAAAAAAAUAAGGAUUCCUCACUCAAAAGCGGAAGUGGGGCACCAAAAAAACGUAAGACGCCAUACUUGGAUAUGUUGCAGUUUUUGAAUGUUUCUAGAGCUAGCAACCAGACAUCUAGCAACAUUAGCGCCGAGACGUCUAGCAACAGUAGCACUAUGUAUGAUGAAAAAAAGAAAAAGAUGACUGUGUUUCAGGAGGCACUACUUAAAUCGAUGGAUAAAAAUAGAGAAUCCGACCCAGAUAUGAACUUUCUACUAAAUAUUUUACCGGAAAUGAAGACAAUGUCCCCAACCCAGAACUUUGAAUUUCGGUUUGAAGUGAUGAAACUUAUUAAAAAUAUUAAAUAUAAUGUACACAAUAAUUAUGACGGUGCUUUGAUGCAAACUGGGUGGACGAAUGCCAAUAACUACCCAGAUCAGUACGGCUACACGAGUGGAAGCAGUACGCCAAAUGUGCAAAACUAUCCUUCAACCUCAAACAACUACAACCCAGUUGGAAGUAGCAGCAUUCGAAGUCCUCGAAACAGUCCAUCACAUAGCUCUACAGGUUCUUCAGUGGAAGUAGAAGACAUAGAAGCAAUAUUGCGAGGUGGUUCAGACCACAUUGAGGAUGACGAAUGACUGGUUACCUACUCAAUGUUACCAUGCUAGUUCCUAAUCCAAUUUAAUAAGACUGUAAUUUGAAAAGUGAUUGUUAAAUUAAAAACUAGAAUAAUACUUAUAUUAUAAAUGCGAAAGUGACUGUAUGUUUGUGGGUUUGUUUGUUUGUACCUCUAUAGCGAGCCAACAACGCAGCCAAUUGUCCUAAAAUAGCAUAGAUAUGUAAAAUAGAACAUGAGUGAUUGAUAUUGUAGGCUACUUUUUAUCCCGAUAUUUUCUACAGGAUCGGGAGCAGCGGGACUUAAAAUUUUAUACGCGAGCGGAGCCGCCGGCCACCCCACUAGUAAUUAAAAUAUUAAGUUGUCAUUACAUUCGUUGCUGAUUUUUAAUAUUA
Maniola jurtina (meadow brown) is the source of this 1331-nucleotide messenger RNA. RefSeq lists its product as uncharacterized. Gene Ontology annotation, molecular function: DNA binding. Gene Ontology annotation, biological process: regulation of transcription by RNA polymerase II. The coding region runs from base 113 to 958 and encodes 281 amino acids. Lineage: Eukaryota; Metazoa; Arthropoda; Insecta; Lepidoptera; Nymphalidae. The record is from RefSeq and is a predicted model, not a curated record. The transcript has 2 exons. Gene Ontology annotation, cellular component: nucleus; transcription regulator complex.